AUGACGGACGAGGCUGUUUUGUUGUCGCCCCACACCUCACCGUUAGUUGCGAAUGUCUGGCGAGUAACACAAAAGAUAGGCUCGGGCUCAUUCGGCGAAGUAUAUAUUGGUCUCAACGUCAAAGACGAUCGUGCGCUCCCUGUAGCCAUUAAGAUUGAGUCGUCGCGGAAGAGGAACCCACACCUCAUUUACGAGGCGAAGCUAAUGCAGCAACUAGAAGGUGGUGUUGGUGUGCCGGUGGUACAUUACUACGGGCAAGAGCAUGGGUUUAAUGUGAUGGUUCUGGAUCUGCUUGGGCCGUCGUUGGAGGAACUGUUUGACGAGUGUAACCGCAAGUUCAGUUUGAAGACCGCGUUGCAGUUGAUCGAGAUGAUGCUUUGCCGCAUUGAGUUCGUCCAUUCGAGGUUCAUAAUCCAUCGUGACAUCAAGCCUCACAAUUUUUUGAUGGGGCGUGGCAAGUUGGAUCGGUUAGUACAUAUAAUAGAUUUCGGAUUAGCUAAGAAGUAUCGGGAUCCGAAGACGUUGGAUCACAUUCCCUACAAGGAGGGGAAGACGUUAACAGGAACCGCCAGGUACGUAUCAAUCAAUACACAUGUUGGGAUUGAACAAGCACGACGCGACGACAUGGAAAGCUUAGCCUACGUAUUUAUCUAUUUCGUCCAAGGCCAGCUUCCGUGGCAGAGUCUCAAGGCGAGCACCAAGAAGGAAAAGUAUGACAAGAUUAAGGAAAUGAAAAUAUGCAAAGACGCCCAAAGCCUAUGUGUAGGGCUACCUAAAGAAUUUGCCGAUUAUCUGUCCUAUACUAGACUACUUAGAUUCACUGAACGACCGGAUUAUACCUACUGCAGAAGCCUAUUCCGGGACCUCUUCUUCCGGGAACAAUUCCCGAAUGACUUCCUCUUCGACUGGAGCCCAAUCAACAACGCACCCAGCGGGCGCCACCGACAAAAACAGACCGCUCAUCGGCGAGGCGCUGAGAACUACUUAACAGGACGCAGGACAUCAGCCGACUACUACAUCGUUCCCCCUACGGCGCACCGCCAAGUUAAGAUACGCAAGGACGAAGCCAUAUAUAAUAGCGAUAAUGAGUAUUAA
Messenger RNA from Gregarina niphandrodes, 1095 nucleotides. Its product is annotated as casein kinase I. The record is from RefSeq and is a predicted model, not a curated record. Lineage: Eukaryota; Apicomplexa; Conoidasida; Eugregarinorida; Gregarinidae. The transcript is spliced from 2 exons. Gene Ontology annotation, molecular function: ATP binding; protein serine/threonine kinase activity. Gene Ontology annotation, cellular component: nucleus; cytoplasm. The coding region runs from base 1 to 1095 and encodes 364 amino acids. Gene Ontology annotation, biological process: signal transduction; peptidyl-serine phosphorylation.